This is a messenger RNA of Helicoverpa armigera (cotton bollworm), 1210 nucleotides long. It is a transcript of the gene Nubpl, whose product is annotated as iron-sulfur cluster transfer protein NUBPL. The record is from RefSeq and is a predicted model, not a curated record. The coding region runs from base 167 to 1123 and encodes 318 amino acids. Lineage: Eukaryota; Metazoa; Arthropoda; Insecta; Lepidoptera; Noctuidae. Gene Ontology annotation, cellular component: mitochondrion. The transcript is spliced from 5 exons. Gene Ontology annotation, biological process: mitochondrial respiratory chain complex I assembly; iron-sulfur cluster assembly. Gene Ontology annotation, molecular function: ATP binding; 4 iron, 4 sulfur cluster binding; ATP-dependent FeS chaperone activity.
AUUGACAGAAACAAUGUGAUCGAUUUCGCUUCGGUUGUCAAUUACAUUUCUGAACGAGUUUAUUUUUGCGACUCGAUUCGCGAAUUUUCAAAAGAAUUGCUUUAAUAAAAAAUAAAGAGGCUGUUAGAUAACUACGUGAAUUUGCCGACAAGAACUGAUACAAAUUAUGAAUCUCCAAAGAGCUUUUCAGCGAGUAUAUGGCGUUUUAUCGAACACCAAUUUGAACACUACUUUACCAUGUAGCUAUUCAGUCCGUCUGAAACAUACCAAGGAGGAGAUAAAUGAGCAUAGAGCUAAAGUUAUGGCCAAAGGACUGCCAGAGAGGAAGCCACUACCAGGAGUUAAGAGCAUAAUCCUUGUUGCCUCUGGGAAAGGGGGAGUUGGAAAAACUACUACUGCUGUGAAUCUCGCAUGUGCUAUGAAGGUGAUAGAGCCAGACAAGGAGAUUGGUCUGCUGGAUGCUGAUGUCUUUGGUCCCUCGGUGCCUCUCAUGAUGAACGUCAAUGGAGAACCCAUGUUGAAUGAUGACCAUCUCAUAGAGCCUUUGCUCAACUACGGUGUUAAAUGUAUGUCAAUGGGCCUGCUAGUUUCCGGAGAGAACGCAGUAGUAUGGCGGGGGCUGAUGGUGAUGCAGGCGCUAGAGAGGCUGACAAGGCACGUGGCGUGGGGUCCGCUCGACUGCCUCGUGGUGGACACACCGCCAGGAACUGGGGACACGCAUCUGUCGCUAGCACAGAACUUACCUAUAGAUGGAGCUCUGGUAGUAACUACGCCCCAGUCAGCAGCUCUUCAAGUCACGAAACGAGGAGUCAACAUGUUUGAGAAGCUGAAAGUUCCUAUCAUUGGCAUGGUGGAAAAUAUGUCGCACGCUAUCUGCAAUAAAUGCGGCUCUAAAAACUUCGUUUUUGGUAACGACACGAAACAAACUGCCGACCAAAUGGGUCUCGAGAUUAUUGAGAGCUUUGAGGUCGACCACAACAUGUCAGAGUGCAUAAAUAGUGGGAAACCAGCCAUCUACGCGCUCCCAGACAGCACGCACGCAGAGAAAUAUAGACUGCUAGCUAACAAAGUGUUUAAAUAUAUAGAGAAUAAGGAUAAAGCACAAGUGGAGGCGAAAGAGUAGACGCACAAUACGUACUUGUGUUCACCUGUAGUUGUUGUUAUAUUAUAUUACUGUUUUAUUGAUAUACAAAUAAACGUUUUAUAAUAA